UACGCCGCGCCCCUUGCGAUGAGCGUUGCACCAUACGAGUGAGAUCGCGGUAUCUCCGACAGGGUGAUUGCUCUCUUCUUCUCCACACUGCCACUUUUCCUCCCUUUUUCGUGGUAGUGCAAAUAAAGCGACGCGAUUGUUGAUGCGUCAAAAAGCUAAGGAAAGCUCCUAGUCUCGUAAGGGUACAGGUAGCGCGUUAGAGGUCCACGUGUUUCCCCAUCGGAAAAUUAACAGCCAACUUUGCCCACAUUCGCAUUAAUUUUCUUCCUUCCGAUUUCUUAAUUAAAAAAAAGGCACACUGCCAAAUAAUUUGAUAUCAUAAAAAUAAACUGUUUAUAAAAAUAUUAGAGUAAGAAAGGCGUGAGGAAAUUGCAAGGUAGUGUCACGCGGAAAUUAAGUGUGUUAAAGCGAAGACAACAUGCGACGAAUACAUUGAUUGAAAUUAUGCACUUUCCGGUUUUGUGUAUAACGAACAAUGUAGUUUCUAAUUAACAUUGGUGAUUGCUUAUUCUCGUGCAAAUUUCACUCGAGAGACUUUCACCAAGAUAAAGUAUCGUUUAAAUCAAAAUAACUCAAUCGUAAAGCUGUGCGAAUCGUCGUCUUCCGGAAAGAACUUAAACUCCGGCUGUUUGAAUUUCAAGUUUAAUUUAUAUUACCACGAAGCAGACAAAUGCUUGCAACGAUGUAGAUGUAGUGGCAAAAUUUUAACAGAUAAGACUUUAAAGAAGGAAGCAUGAACAUGAUUGAGUGAUGCAAUGCGUGAAUUCGUUUGAAAAGUUUCCGAAUAAGAAGAUAUGAAGUAACCGAAACUUUUAAAAUCUUUGCCAGACGGAAUUGGAUUGGAUGAAGCGAAGUCGAGGAAUGAUGUAAUUUUGAGGCCAAUUCAUCUAAGUUUAAUGGAAUGAAGUAUUACAUCUCGCCACGUACCGUGAAGGGACAUCCUAGAAAGUUCCACAGUGUCCAGUAUGCAACCGACGAAGUUACAAUGCAAUUACAACUCCGCUGCUGUGCAUCAUAUCUAUGAUGGCGAUGUCGAGGCCGUGGUACACAGGCCGCAGCAGCGGGAAUAGAUAAGGCAACGAGAGGCCGCGCGCCAAGCCAGUCAUGUGCAGUGUCAUGUGGCUUCUCCGGCUCCUGACGAUCUACCGCUUGGCACACCUCUCGGCAUCCGGUACGCAGACAGAACUGCCUCUGGCGACGGACUCGAUUUCGACGAAAUCGACGACGGCGGCAAAGCGAUCUGUGCCGACGGAUGCACCAAUGCUGAACUACAUCUUUGAUACGCAUAGCACUUUGAACAAGCAUCAGCAUCAUCACGAUCACAAAUGGGGCCCUCACUUCGAAGGCGAGAGCUCCAACAUUACUGUACAAGCGGGUGCUAGUGUUACGCUCGAUUGCAGAAUAUCGUUGCUGCAGGACAAAACCGUAUCCUGGCUGCGGCGACAGGAGAGUAGUGAGAAGAUGAGAUUGCUGACGGUGGGUCAGCAGACAUAUACGGGCGAUUCGAGAUAUACCAUCGAAUUUCAGUACCCGGACAACUGGCGUCUGCGUAUCAAGCGUGUUAACAGCAGCGACGAGGGCCAAUACGAGUGUCAAAUCAGCACCCAUCCACCAAAGUUCAUUUAUGUCAACCUACACAUUAACGCGCCGUCCGUCCAAAUAGUGGACGCCCUAGGCGAACCACUGCGGGAUAAAUACUAUGAAGCUGAUAGCACCAUCGAAUUAUUGUGCGUCGUACGUCAUAUAGCGAUGCAGGUGCAGUACAGCGUCGUCCAGUGGCUCCACGGCAAUAGAGUGUUAAACUACGAUACGACGAGAGGCGGUAUCAGCGUAAAAACGGACUUGAUGGAAGAGGGGGCCAAUUCGACUCUCAGCAUAGCUAAAGUCGGACCUUCGGAUAGCGGAAAUUACACCUGCCAGCUUACCACCAUGCCGGACCAACCCGCCACAAUUCACGUUCACGUUUUGAACGGAGAAAGUUUAGCCGAGUUACAUCAUAGCGGUGCACGGCUCGUUCGAGCGGAUGCCACUAGCUCGUCACUAUUCUUCCUGGCUGCUGUUCUAGCCCGAUCAGGUCAGGUGCUCAGAUGAAGGCUUGAACAGCUUCCUUGGGUAUCACGAAAACUGCCCGGAUUGGUGAGAGAGCACUUCGUGACGAUGACAAAGGGACAGUGCUCCUCAACGAUGAACGAAACGUUAUCACCUAUGCACCGCACGAACUUUUCUAUUAUCGUGACGAGAGUGUGAACAUGAGGGCCAAAGUGGGAGUGUGUUACGUUACUAUAUUACGUUGACAUAAAAGACGUAGGCGAAGAGACAGAGGCGGUUGGCUGCGUUAUUUUGAAACGUUAUUCUAAACGCGAUAUGGAUCGUUCGACAUUUGCGAGAUUCAUGUCAGAGCGUUUCUGUAUCGCAAAAUAAUACCUUCGUCAAUUCUCAGCACAAUUUUAUUCAAGCGUUUAUACAUGGGAUUACAAUUUUCGACGCAGGAUAGACGCCUCAGUGAACGGCCAGUUUUAAUCUCUUUAGCUAAUUAAUUCGUCCGAGAACAAUAUUCAUCAAUGUACUCAUUUAUAAGAAUAUUAUGGAUUUAAUUGUUAUUUGUUAAAAUGUGAUAAGUCGUUUACUAAUGUGCCUGUCUCAUUUUUAGCUCGGCUCGAUCAAAUUUCACUUCGUGAAAUUCCAUUAGGCUUGAAUAUUUCUGUGCGACACCGAACAAGACGCGCUCGUACCGACUAAAUUACCGCAAGCAUAGCAUGCUGCUUACCAGAUGCGAAGCAAAUUAUUCGGUCAUUGUGAAACGAUACGGCGACGCUAUUAACAUCGAUCGUGCUGUUUGGUGUGCAUUUGAUUAUUCGAUAUUAGCACAUUGGUAAGUUAUCAUAGCGCAAUCGCUCUCGCAGCUAGAAAUGACCAAAGCUAUAAUAAAAUCAUAAAUCUGCGUAUAAUCGAAUAACCAAUAACCGGUAAACAAUAAAGGCUCGGAGCACAAACUGCUAACCGAGUCAUUGGAGUGACUGCCAUCGCGUAUCACUAUGGCUGUGAUAAUCGAGACAAAUUGCGCUGUUCAAUUCGGCCUCCAUCCAUCACUAUUCAUACCAUUAUAUUACGAAAUUCUCGGCAUCCAGCGGAGCAUUUUUUUUUUUUUUUUUUUUUUAGCGUAGAACGAGUGUGAAGAUUCACACGGGACUCGCAAAUUUUUCAAUUAACGGGAUCACGAGCUUUCAUCGUUUUAUCGAAUAUUAUUUUAUUAUUGAUAAUUAAAAAACAUUUCAUCGACAACAUUGGUUAUCGGUCUAUCGGAGACUGUUGCCUAUUGAUAGGGUUUGUUGAAUAUUUCGAGAUUAUUUUGAUUAUUAUAAUGAAUUAUCAUUGUUAAUUAUAAUAAUAAUAUGAUAUGAA
Messenger RNA from Acromyrmex echinatior (Panamanian leafcutter ant), 3402 nucleotides. Its product is annotated as defective proboscis extension response 20. NCBI's taxonomy places the organism in Eukaryota, Metazoa, Arthropoda, Insecta, Hymenoptera, Formicidae. The record is from RefSeq and is a predicted model, not a curated record. Gene Ontology annotation, biological process: synapse organization. Gene Ontology annotation, cellular component: neuron projection membrane.